GCCAAAUCCGUGUGCAUGGUUUUAGAGUUCACAGCGCGCCUCCUCCGUCCAAUCAGUGAUGUGAAGUCAGCUGAGCCUGUGCCGGACUUGUUUGGAUCCUGAUCUCGGUGCCACACUGUGCGUAAAGAUCUACCUGUCAGAUGCAGCUGCGGUGCCAUGGCGGGCACAGCUCCGCGGGCAAAGUCCGUCCCCCUCGCACGCGCGGAAUAACUUCCUUUUUCCACGGAUGCCAUAUGUUAGGCUAAACGUUGCGAUACGAUGGCAGUUUACCCAAACUGAUAACGUGAAGUAGGAAGGAGGGUCUCAGUCGAGUCAGUUUGCGUCGAGGAAGGAUGCUGAGCAAAGCUGCGAGAGGAUUUGACACCACAGCUAUCAGCCCGCCAAACCUUUUUUGGACCUCCUCCUCUGAUUGCCCAGACGUUUGAGCGUGUCAUCAUGGAGAGCCUCAGCGAGCUCCAGAACCCCCUGCUCGACAAAACCAGCAAACAUGUGGUGCACAACGACUACCAGGGAUACCAGUGCGACUACCAGAGCCAGCCUUACCAGGACAGCCUCAUCGGCUACUACUACACUGGAACAAACAGCAAGCAUAAGACUCAGCAGUACCUGGAUGCUACGUCCCUGCACCUGGCUGUGGAAGCCUUCUACAGGCCAAACUUUAUCAUGUACAAGGAUGAUGUGAGUCUGCACAGCAAGGACUCCAAGAGUGAGAGCUUUGAGACCACGUUCACAGAGAGUAAGGACGCUGUAGUGGGCGGAGUUUCGACGGAAAACAAUCCGGACAGCACACAAGAAGAGAAGGAUGCAAAGAUCUUGACGGUGUCAUAUGAUGUUGAGGAGGAGCAGGGACCAGAAUACGAGAGUGACAGCUCCAGUGACAGUGAGAGCGAGGACAACUUCAUCGUGCUGCCCCCUCGAGACUAUCUGGGCCUUGCCAUCUUCUCCAUGCUCUGCUGCUUCUGGCCCUUGGGCAUCGUUGCCUUUUACUACUCUCACAAGACUGGCAAGGCCAUCUCUAAGGGAGACUUCUCCAGAGCAGGAAUGAGCUCCAGAAGAGCCCUUUUCCUGGCCGCUCUCUCCAUCACAGUCGGGACUGGGAUGUAUGUGGGGGUGGUGGUGGCCCUCAUAGCCUACCUGUCCAAACCCGGACACGUAUAACGCUGGAGCUGCUCAGAAAGACGGGGAAGAAACAGACUGGGUUGAACAGAUGUCUUCAACUCUCCUGACAGUGGGGGCUGUCUGCAAAAAGAAAAAGACCAAACCAGAAAGAGAGAUGAGUGGAUGGAGCAUCACUUGGACUGCAUAUUGAUCCGGCUGAAUCUUUAUUUCUGGGAUGAAACACUCCCACAAAGGUAUUCCACCACCACAGUGAGAAAAAAGAACAGACAGUGCAGAGAAAGAUGACUGCUCUUCCACAAAGACUGUGCUAUACUACUAUGAAAAAACUGCUCAUUAAAUUGAAGAACUACCUACCUUCUACCAUAGUUGUUGACAGGAGUUUUAUUUUACCUUAAUAGUAGCUGUAUUCUCUGUCAAUGCGAUAACUGAUUGUGUCUAAUCCACUUUGUAAAUGAGUUUCUUGGGGAAAAAAACAGUCAGCUAGUGGGUUUUUGUGUAAUUACUUUAAAAGGAAUAAUUUGGUUGGUUAACAGAAGUGGAGCCUUUUUUGGCGAUUCUCACAUUGUACACAAAAGUGCACAGCAAUUGUGAGAGCAGUUACUUGUCUUUAUUGUGUACUGUAAAUAAAGUAAAUAAA
Molecule: messenger RNA, 1756 nt
Organism: Cheilinus undulatus (humphead wrasse)
Lineage: Eukaryota; Metazoa; Chordata; Actinopteri; Labriformes; Labridae
Product: synapse differentiation-inducing gene protein 1-like
Exons: 4
Coding region: 436-1158 (240 amino acids)
Cellular component (GO): intracellular membrane-bounded organelle; membrane
Source: RefSeq, a predicted model, not a curated record